This is a messenger RNA of Dictyostelium discoideum AX4, 636 nucleotides long. RefSeq lists its product as hypothetical. Lineage: Eukaryota; Evosea; Eumycetozoa; Dictyosteliales; Dictyosteliaceae. The transcript is spliced from 3 exons. The record is from RefSeq and is a predicted model, not a curated record. Bases 1 to 636 code for a protein of 211 amino acids.
AUGGUAAUUAUUAAAUAUAAUGAUAAAAAUGGAAAAGAUUUAGACUAUACUUUAAUUGAACCAAAUAUCAUUUCAUUCACAUUAAAUACAUAUUCUACAAAUGUACUUUCAUUUAAUAAUGAUUAUCAUAUUGAAGCUUUAACAAAUGGAUUAAACUAUCGUCCAAUUAUUUAUAGUUAUUCAAUUCAAAAUGGUAUUAUAACAAUGGAGGGUCUCUUUGUAUCAAAAUUAUCAAAUUAUAAAUUUUAUCUAGAUUUUAGUAAAAUUGCUGUUCCCAGCGAUCAAGUAACCUAUUUCGAUAGUUCAAGAAUCAGUUUAAUUAUGAAUCAGGUUUCACAUGUAUAUGUUUAUAGUGAUGAGAAUUUAUUUACCAUGGUACCAGAUAUCACGAUUACAAGCCAGCAAGACCAAUUAUUGUUUACAUGUAGUAAUUGUUUAGGUGGAUAUAUCAAUAUAAAUGAUCCAGAAAGUAAUCAAGAAUCUCAAUUCUCUCAAAUCGGUACAAUUGUAAAACAAUUUAAUACAAAUACAAUUUUUAAUAAAUACAAUGCUUUUACAUUUACAAAAGAUUCAAAAACUAUAGUUAUACAACCGCCACUACCUUCAAAUGUAAAAGUUGAUGGAAGUUUAACUUAA